AUGAAAGGUUCAUUGCUUUUAAUUUCAACUGUCAUGAUAAUAAUAGACUUAGUGAGCAGCUGUCCUCUAAAAUGUCUGUGCUAUCGGUUUUCAAAGACAGUGGACUGCAGAAAUCGAGGACUUACUGAAGUUCCUUCUCAUUUACCAGCUGAUACUCAGAUACUACUUUUGUCAAAUAAUCACAUUCAGAAAAUCAGUCAACAUGCAUUUACUGACACUCUUUCCCUCAAAAUUUUGGACUUAUCUAAUAAUUCAGUCUCAGGCCUGUUGCCUAACACAUUCAAGGAACUACAAAAUCUUCAGAUUCUAAAUCUAACAAAGAACUUUAUUGAAUAUGUAGACAACAAGACGUUUAGCUCCCUUCCACACCUAAAAGAGUUGGACAUAUCAUCCAACAGUAUAUUAAGUUUGCCUGAAACUCUAGGAAAUAACACAAGACGCAUAACUUUAUUGUCUCUGAAACAUAAUAAACUUGAGAAAGUCGACAGACUUCUUUUGGAUUCACUCCCAAAUCUUAAAGUGGUGCUUUUCAAGGGUAACUUUUGGCAAUGCAAUUGUCAAGUCUUUGGCCUUAAAUUAUGGCUGGAAAGUUUUCUGUACAGAGGAGGAAUUAGUGAUGCUGUAAUCUGUGCAACACCUGAAAACCGGAGGGGAAAAGACCUUCUCAAAAUUCCUUAUGAAUUAUAUCGGAUCUGUCCUCUUCCAGCUUCUUAUGUUCACCUGGCCAGUGCUCCUCACCAUCCUGAGCAUAAACCUUCUCUGAAGUACACACACCACCACCAUGAACAUGGAGGAGACGGUAGCCAUUCAUAUUGUGAACCAAAACCCAAACCACGUCCUGUUAGCUUGCGUCAUGCGCUUGCCACUGUCAUAAUCACUGGAGUGGUCUGUGGGAUUGUAUGCCUCAUGAUGCUGGCUGCCGCCAUAUACGGCUGUGCCUAUGCUGCAAUUACUGCAAAAUACCACCAAGAAAAUUCACACCUUGGCAAGCAGAAGGGGAAUCUUGAAGAAAAAGAGCCAUUUCAGAGUUCAUUGGCUUGAGUUACUGGUUAUUAUGAGCUUUCCAAAACAGAUAUUAUUUUUCUUCCUGGACACAAGAGCAGCACUGGAACAGGACUGAUUUACUGACUACUUACUUGUUCUCGUGUUUCAGAUUUUUCGCAUGCAAGAAUUUUACCAUCAUCCUAGGAAAUCUGGAAUCUGUGCUGCAAACAGAUGUAUUCUUUCAGCAUGUUUGGAUCAAGCAGCAUCUUCUUUUUAUUUUUAUUUUCUAAUAGUUGGGGUGCAUAUCAAAAUGUUAUUGGCCCCCAUCUCCACCGCAUGCAAGGAUGCUUAACUCCCUAGGCAUCGUUUCAUAGAUAACAUCCCUGUUUGUGGCUAUUUUGGCUUGGAAGGAAGAAAAUUGGCAUAGAGGGGCAGGAAGGCACAGCUAGGCUCCAUAUCUGUUCAGGGGUACUUAUCAGUAAAAUCACGGCUAGACUCAAAAAGAGUAAAUUUCUAUUCCCAGUAAAAACUGCCUCUUGCAAGCAUUAAUAAAUAAAUAAGUUAAUUAAAAACCCACAUGGAAUAAAGAGGUAGUUGCCACCCACAUCUUUAAAGGCACCGGUCAUUUGAUCUUUAGUCUCAAAGCCUGCCAUUAGUCCCCCAUAAAAGACUGUCAAAAAGAGGGCUAGCACAGAUACCACAGUUUGCAGUAUCUGCUAGGUGGUGAUUUUCUAUGCAGUGGGUGUAGCUUGUAGGUG
Pogona vitticeps (central bearded dragon) is the source of this 1742-nucleotide messenger RNA. It is a transcript of the gene LRTM1, whose product is annotated as leucine rich repeat transmembrane protein 1. The record is from RefSeq and is a predicted model, not a curated record. Lineage: Eukaryota; Metazoa; Chordata; Lepidosauria; Squamata; Agamidae. Gene Ontology annotation, molecular function: protein binding.